AAAGAAUGCUACAUUAAACUGUUUUAAUGAGUCGCAGUUCGAAAAAUAAUAAUGUCAUUGUUUCAACAUCUUCAUCUGGUUAUCCCAAAUGGAAGCAAUCGCCGAUUGAUUUAAAUUUUGUCAAUGUUUGGCAACGAAAAUUUCCCCCUUUACUUUUGGGUGGACACUGGAAAAAUGAGGGGACAGCAACUAUUAGAAAUACCGGAGAAACUGUGCAAGUGGAACUGAAUGAAAGAACAAGUCCAAUGAUCAGUGGAGGUCCAUUAGGUGAUUAUUAUGAAUUUUUGCAUUUACAGUUUCGCUGGGGUGAAAAUAAUUCUUCUGGUGCUGAACAUUCUAUAAAUAAUACAUGGUAUUCAAUGGAAGCUCAAGCUAUUCACUGGAAUCCACGAUAUGAAACUUUAGAAAAGUGUUAUGAAAAUUCUGAUGGAAUGGCUAUCAUUUCAUACCUUUUCCUGGUUUCAGGUGAUGUUGAAAUGAGGGAUAAUAUUGAAUUUAAAAAUAUCUCAAACGCGUUAUCGAGUAUUCGUACAAUUGGAAAAUCUGUAAAUAUUUCGCCAGGUUAUUACACGUACGAGGGAUCAUUAACAAAUUUUCCCUACAGCCAAUGCGCCACUUGGAUUAUAAUUCCAAGACCUAUCAAAAUUUCAUUAAAUCAGCACAACAACCACUGA
Leptopilina heterotoma is the source of this 674-nucleotide messenger RNA. Its product is annotated as carbonic anhydrase 2-like. Lineage: Eukaryota; Metazoa; Arthropoda; Insecta; Hymenoptera; Figitidae. The transcript is spliced from 7 exons. The coding region runs from base 27 to 674 and encodes 215 amino acids. Gene Ontology annotation, cellular component: cytoplasm. The record is from RefSeq and is a predicted model, not a curated record. Gene Ontology annotation, molecular function: carbonate dehydratase activity; zinc ion binding.